This is a messenger RNA of Porites lobata, 966 nucleotides long. The record is from the annotation of a GenBank genome assembly. NCBI's taxonomy places the organism in Eukaryota, Metazoa, Cnidaria, Anthozoa, Scleractinia, Poritidae.
AUGAAAAGCGUCAAGUUUCCUCCGUUUGCUCCAAUUGGCUCCAUGCAAGUUCAAGAUGAUUCUAAACUAGACGAGAUUAAAGCGAAUUCGCAUUCGUUUGCCCUUCAGAAUCAUGACAUAACUGUGGAUCAUGACGAUCUUUUCCAAAUAAUGGAAGAACGAAUGAAGCGAGAAGAGUGUAUUUUGUCUACAAGCCCUCACAAAAAGGUAGUUAAUGCAAUUCGCUAUGCCAAAGCUAUCAACUCAUCACUGAAUUCAAGUCUGGAAAAAACCUUGGGCUUGCUUCAUCGAGAGUUUGAGAAGGAAUUUCGUCGUAUCGUCGAGGUACAACAAACAGCUCUUGGGGAGUUUCCGGAGCUUGAAAGGUAUUUUCGUUCAACUUUUUCAGGUGUUACAAAUAAACAGUUUCGAAGAAGACUUAGCGAAGCUUUGUCAAGUAAAAGGAGGACAGAGGAGUUUAAACGAACCCGAACCCGUUUGUCUUUACCAAGUUUAUCACCCGUUGAGCCUAUAAGUCACGAAGACAACGUUUAUGUUCCGCUAUCUCGCUCUAAAAAGGACAGUGAGAUUGUGUAUCUUCCACCUAUAUGAUGGUGUAUUUUAUUCACUGAGAUUUGCUCUAUUUAUCUAUUUCUCGACUGUGUCACUCUUUUGCCACCAGUUCGGCUUGCAUCAUAAAAUCCUCAAGUGUGAGCACCUCGUGUAAUACUGUUUGUUAUGUGAGGUUGCACUAGCACAUGAUAUGACGUUUUAAUCGGAUGAAAUUCUGUGUAUCCAAUCAAGUGAACAGCUACUAAGCCGUUCUUUUCUGUCGUGCUUGCCAUUUUUUAAUGCUAUACGAAGUGGCUCCAUUUUGUUGAGUCUACGGAUGAAAUCCAACCCAGCAGUGAGAUCCUCUGGUAUUGUUUGUCCUGUGUGUACGAAGUGGUUCUCACUUUAGAAUCUGUGAAUAAAAUUAGAAAGUGU